Scaptodrosophila lebanonensis is the source of this 1127-nucleotide messenger RNA. RefSeq lists its product as uncharacterized. NCBI's taxonomy places the organism in Eukaryota, Metazoa, Arthropoda, Insecta, Diptera, Drosophilidae. The record is from RefSeq and is a predicted model, not a curated record. The coding region runs from base 1 to 657 and encodes 218 amino acids. The transcript has 5 exons.
AUGAGUUCAAACUAUUCGCAAAGCUUCUGGUUCUGGAACUACUCUGUUCUACUCUGUAGCUUCGGAAUAACACUGAGUAGUGCAUUUUUGUUCUACACCCGCGGCAGCGCCAUAGGCUUUCUAGCGGCCGUCGCUAUUCCUUUGGAUCUACCAAAUCGCAAUGUAUACAUGGCUUUCAAUUUUGAAUCGAACUAUGCUCUGCCCUUAAAUGAUUCAUAUAAGCAAUGGGUUGAUCGCUGGGACUUGGAUCAACACAUUCUGGGCAUAGGCGGUAAUGUGACGCCUAUCGAUGGCCGCAGUGGUGGCGCCUACGAUAAUAAGUCCAAGCGUUCAAUAGGAGGACCUCCUCGUUACACGCGCCACUCCUUUUAUCGUAGCUUCGUGCAUUAUCUGGAACAUUUUGGACUCAAUGGCAGCGCCUGCUUGCUGCGCACAAUUUGUGAGGUGAGUGCAUCACCUUUAGAUGCACAGAAUGGUUUGCUUGGCAGCAUAUUACAAAUUUUGUUCAUACCAACCACCAGCGCACCUGAGUCCUACCUGCAAAAUGCAAAUAGCGUCUAUGAGGCCUCCUGGCAUGGCACGUGCGGCUUCGACUGUGCUGAUUACAGUAAGAACUGUGACCGCAGCGUGCUGGAUAUGAUAAGCGUUGAACUCUGACUUCCUAGCGCUUAUACGAGCAUAUAGUAUAAACAAACAUAUACGUGUAUGAAUGAAAAGCCCUGAUUCAAAUAAAAGGAAAUGCUGCAGCUAACGCUUUGGAUAACAACCGAAUGCAACCGUACCCGCCCCAUCCAAACUCUCAACUAAGCCUGAUCGCCUGCUGCGUGAAAUGUUUUAAUUUCGGUUAAAACGCUUACGAUGCCUUGCCAACCAGGAGCACAAUGCGCUUGGCUAAGCCCUCCACACAAUAAAUCCGCAAAAUCGGGUGCCUUGCGGUUGGCCCAACCCACGUGCGAUCAUCACUUCCUGCCUGUUCAUCAGCAGCGAUCCGUGGGGAUUCAGUUUAGCACGGCUCGCCGACAUUGUACCAACAAAUUGAUAUGUAAUUAGUUGCAGUUGCCACCAACAACAUGAUUAAGAUGGUAUUUUCCAUGGAGAAUAUAGUACUAUGUCCUAAGAAGCCCGCC